Molecule: messenger RNA, 609 nt
Organism: Triticum dicoccoides
Lineage: Eukaryota; Viridiplantae; Streptophyta; Magnoliopsida; Poales; Poaceae
Exons: 3
Coding region: 106-510 (134 amino acids)
Biological process (GO): regulation of DNA-templated transcription
Cellular component (GO): nucleus
Molecular function (GO): protein dimerization activity; DNA-binding transcription factor activity; sequence-specific DNA binding
Source: RefSeq, a predicted model, not a curated record
CAUGCUCUUAAGCCAUAAGCUGCUCCCACCCACAAGCUCUCUCUUCCUCUCUGCUGUCUCUCUCGCCUGGCUUCCAUUCAGAGAUUGUGCUGUGGUGCGAGAGAGAUGAUGUCGAGGGAGCGCAAGAAAGCGGCAGCUCUGCAGGAGAAGCUGCAACUCCUUCGCUCUCUCACCCACUCCCAUGCUCUGAGCAACACGUCCAUAAUCAUGGACGCCUCCAAGUACAUCAAGGAGCUGAAGCAGAAGGUGGUGAUGCUGAAUCAGGAGAUCGCUUGCGCGGCGCAAGACUCGCGCAGCAGACAGACCUCCUACCCGACGGUGAACGUUGAAACCCUAGGACACGGGUCGUUCCUCGUCAAUGUGUUGUCAGACAAGAGCUGCCCGGGGCUUCUGGUUUCCAUCCUCGAGGCCUUGGACGAGUUGGGCCUCAGCGUCCUCCAAGCCACGGCCACUUGCGCGGAUACUUUCCGCCUAGAAGCUAUAAUACGCUCUGUACCAAAAUAUAACUAGCCUACAAAAUUUGUUGAUAUGAUACAGACUGACCAAAAGAAGAAAAAUGAUGAUUUCCACUCUAUCUAUACAAACGUGCAGAACCUGAUGGAGCUAGCA